AAAGUUGUGAUUUGAUAGGACAAGAGCAGUGAGGGCAUUAGGACCAAGAGAAAGACGCACACAUUGCUCUGUAUUAUGUCUGGCAAAGUGAGUCCUGACUGAGUGCUGUAGUUAUGUGUGAAACAAAGUCAGGGACUGACUAGCUCUCAUCUGUUGAUCACCGUUAACUUGAAGCCUCAGAGCAGGGGGAAGCUGUCAGAUCUGCUCUCGCAGAUAAGGCGCUCGAAUCCAGGCAGCAGCUGGAAACUUUGCAGAAGCAGGAAACACUCUGGAAGGAAACUAUAAGAAAGGGAAUUUCUUUUUGCUUAGAAUUAUAAGAGGAAAAAAAAAUCAGAACUCGAGCUACAUUUUUUUCAACAGCAAACAUGUUCUUCUCUAGCUAAGCUGGGAUUCUGCCUAAUAAAGGAUCUACUUUAUCUCACCGGAUCCAUGCUCUCUUUUAUUACAGUAAGUGCAAUAUUUAUAGGCAUUUUCUACUUUGUCUGCAAAUAGAGAAGCAAGCCUGAAACGACAUCAGUGAAAUGUGAGGGGGAACAAAAAAAAAUCCUCUUGGCAGAUAGUGAAAAACAGUGCUUUGCCGCAACCCGAGGACUGGAAACUGAGAAGGAUCCAAGUGAUAUUUAACAUGACCAUCUGUAUCAUUUUGUCACCAACAGUAUGUUCCUGAGGAAGAAAUGCAGAUAUGGAUCACGUAAGCUGCAGUUUCUCUCGCUGUUGCUGAUGCUGGGCUUUUUGCUGCUGAUGGUUACAACGCUGCACCCCCCAGCCAGCACCCUGAGCAAGGAAGGCGCUUUCCAGCCCGUGGAGCUCGGCCGCGGGGAAGGGCGCCCGGGCGGCUUUGCGGGGCCCCAGGAGAUGCCGGAGCCGCCGGAGGAGAGCCAGCAGUACUACCCCUUGGAGGGGCUGUCGCCGUUCAUCUCCCUGCGGGAGGACGAGCUCAUCGCGGCCGUCGUGUCGCCCGCUGCCAAGAGGAACCACAGCAAGGCCAGGAAGGGCUAUCGCGUGGUGAAGCAGCAGGGCAGGCGGCCCGAGGCGCAGCCGGACGCGUCCCAGCGCGUGGCCCUGGCGUUGCAGGGCGGGAGAGGGGCCGGUGAGCGGCACUUCGGCCUGGAAACCCACGGCUUUAACGAGGCGCUCAGCGAGCGGGUGUCUCUGCGCAGGGAGCCGCCUGAGGUACGACACCCGUUGUGCCUGCAACAGGAAUAUGGCUCCAGCCUGCCCACUGCCAGUGUCAUCAUCUGUUUCCACGACGAAGCCUGGUCGACUCUGCUCCGAACGGUGCACAGCGUUAUGGACACGGCCCCGAAGGCGGCCCUCAAGGAUAUCAUCCUGGUGGAUGAUCUCAGUCAGCAAGGACCCCUGAAGUCCGCCCUGAGUGAGUACAUCUCUAAACUGGAUCGUGUGAAACUGAUCCGGAGCAACAAGAGACUUGGAGUGAUCCGCGGUCGGAUGCUAGGAGCUGCCCGGGCAGCUGGGGACGUGCUCGUCUUCAUGGACUCCCACUGCGAGUGCCACAAGGGCUGGCUGGAACCCCUCCUGGCCAGGCUGGCCAACAGCAGAAACAGUGUCGUCUCCCCAGUCAUAGAUGUCAUAGACUGGAAGACUUUUCAGUACCAUCACUCUGCGGGUCUGCAUCGCGGCAUCUUUGAUUGGAAUCUAGACUUCCAUUGGGAAGCAGUGCCAGAUCAUGAGGAGAAGGUACGACAGUCUCCCAUCAGCCCUAUCAGGAGUCCUGCAGUUGCUGGUGCAGUAGUGGCCGUGGAUCGACAUUACUUCCAAAACACAGGAGCUUAUGAUUCUGACAUGACCUUCUGGGGAGCAGAAAACCUAGAGUUAUCUAUAAGGACGUGGCUCUGCGGUGGCUCUGUGGAAAUCAUUCCAUGCUCCCGUGUUGGCCAUGUCUAUCGCAGCCACUUUCCCCGCGCUUUCUCCUACGAAGAGGCCAUUGUGAGGAACAAAAUCCGAAUAGCAGAGACCUGGCUGGGUUCUUUUAAAGAGAAUUUCUACAACCAUAACACAGUGGCUUUCUUAAUCAGCAAGGCAGAGAAGCCAGACUGCAGUGAGCGCCUUCAGCUACAGAAGAGACUGGGCUGUAGAAAUUUCCAUUGGUUUAUAUCAAAUGUGUAUCCUGAGCUCUCCCAGCCUGAAGACACACUAAAAUUCUCUGGCAAGCUCUAUAAUGCUGGUGUUGGUUCCUGUGCAAAUUACAGACCUGGAAGGGCCAUUGAAGAAGGCUCUAUUGAGCUCUCCCCUUGCAGUGACAGCCUCACCCAGCACUUUGAAUAUAACAGCAUGAAGGAAAUCCGGCUCGGCUCCGCUCCGCUGUUCUGCUUUGACGUCAGGCACGGGCGGGUUGUCCCUCAGAACUGCACGGAGGAGCCAGGCAACAGCCAGCAGCGCUGGGAUGUCCAGGAGAAUGGAAUGAUUGUCCAUGUCCUUUCUGGCAAAUGCAUAGAGGCAGUGAAGAGUGAAGAUGGAAAGGACUUGUUUUUGUGUGCAUGUAACAAGAAUUCAAAUCAGCUGUGGCAAUUCGAACGUUCCCACAUGCUUCAGCAGAGAUGACUGACAGGUCUCUGGGAAGAUCAAGUCUCCAAAAUUUAGUGUUACUUUUCCUGAGGAUUUAAGAUGACACAUUUCCGGCAUGGAAACGAAGGAUGUUUGCAUCUGUGCUAGUUUGCAGGGAAGUUAGGAAGGUGUCUCCUCAGAAAGCCUGGCUGAGAUUUUUGCUACAAGUUCCUGGUUUGUUCAACUCCAUCUAAAAUU
Tinamus guttatus (white-throated tinamou) is the source of this 2763-nucleotide messenger RNA. Lineage: Eukaryota; Metazoa; Chordata; Aves; Tinamiformes; Tinamidae. The record is from RefSeq and is a predicted model, not a curated record.